Messenger RNA from Cucurbita pepo subsp. pepo (vegetable marrow), 1344 nucleotides. RefSeq lists its product as uncharacterized. NCBI's taxonomy places the organism in Eukaryota, Viridiplantae, Streptophyta, Magnoliopsida, Cucurbitales, Cucurbitaceae. The record is from RefSeq and is a predicted model, not a curated record.
CCCCCCGCGAGAGCGAGAGAAAUAGGUUAGCUGCUUCUCCAAGCCCCACCGGAUUCAAUGGCAGAGCUCUGCUGACGGAAAUAAAUUCGAAUUUGGCUCUACAUGCCGUCGUCGGCUAAAUUUUCUGUGAAGCCUGAAGAAGAACACAAAAUUCAGCGCUUUCAUCUGCCUCUAACGACCCUCAAGAAGCCUGAGCGCCUCGGUUUUCUAGGGUUUCCUACCCCUGCCAAUGCUUAAGUAAGCAAGGCACGCAAAUCUAGGCGACAAAGAGGAGAUAAGAGUGAUGAACUGCCAUUCACCUUUGAAAGGAUGCAUGGAUUCUCCACAGUUGAUGGCUUUGUGGAGAUAGCUGAAAGCUCAGCAGAGAUGAUCAAGUAUAUAGCAAAUGAACCUUCAACUGGGCUUUUCUACGUUCAACAGCAUACAAAAAAUGCUGUUCCCAAUGUUAUCAAUCUCAAGAAUAGUGUCGUGGACAAGUCUCACGAAACAACUUUGCACGCUGAAGAUUCGGAGGAUUCAAUCACGAUGUUGCAGUCGAUGAAAGACUGUGGGUUUCCUAUUGCUGAUGAAAUGAUCCGAGACAUCAAGAAGUCUCUUGCAGUCAUGUCAACCAAACACCCAAGAAGAGGUCUGAUCCGUAAUACUUCUGGUACGCAGCAGCCAGGGAGAAUGAGCACUUGGAGAUCAGCCACGUGGGGGCGAAGCGCAAUCGUUGCCCCACGCGAUGAUGACAGUGGUGGCUACAUUUCGACAGUAUUCAAAUCAGCGAGAGAAAAGGCAAGCAACUUUAAGUGGCCACAACUUGACAUCAAGGAAGAUCUUGCACGGGUUGAAGUCGACGAGCUACCACCACAACCUAACGAACCACCAGUUGCAUCUGCUAGUUCUACUUCAUCACAGCCAGAUAUAGACACUGAGGAGUUGCCUCUGGCCAGACAAGUUAAUGAUGAGUUGCAACGGGACGACCAGGUUGAUGUCGGUAUGAAUACCGAUUUACUUUCAGUGUCCGAUAAUUUCGACGACUUCAGGGCUGAUAAAGAAGCAAAACUGGAGGAGUGGUUGGGAGGGUCUGGCGGCUUGAAUGAUGUCAAAGAGAUUUGAGGGCAGGGAAAGGCCAUCAACAUUAAUUUUGUGUAGUAUAACUGUAAAAAUUAUCAGAUACAGAUCACUCUACACACGUUCUCUUCCAUCAUUUUGUCCGACCCUUAACUUCUAGAGACAUCAUUCCAUAAAUUUAUUAAAUUGCACUAGUGAUGAGUUGUAUUCCCAUAGUUUUGUAACAUGAGGCUGUUGAAACAAAUAUUUAUUGUAGUGACAGAUUAAUAUUUAUUACUGAUAAUGUUA